AUGGUGCCACAUGGUUCUCGUCUCCCUUCCUUCCUUAGUGUGGUGGCAUCUAUAGUGCCACAUGAGUCGGUGAGGAACACGCCGUGCUCGGACGCCUCUCCCCCGGCCUCCUCGCAGCUCUCCUCGCAGCUCUCCUCGCAGCUCUCCUCGCAGCUCUCCUCGCAGCUCUCCUCGCAGCUCUCCUCGCAGCUCUCCUCGCAGCUCUCCUCGCAGCUCUCCUCGCAGCUCUCCUCGCAGCUCUCCUGUCCCUCGGAGAUCACGGUGGACCCGGAGGGGAGCUACCACGGCAGCACCACGGAGGAGGAGGGCAGCUAUAGCGGCAGCCUGGCCCCUCUGCGCCCGGUGCACGCACACGCACACCCGCUGAAGAGCUUCGCAGUCCCCGCCAUCCCCCCGGGAGCCCACCCCUCCUACGAGAACCCCGCCCUGCCCUGCACGCCCCUGCUCACACAGAGCGCUGGGGUGUCAACCGGAUUCUCCUGGUCACUGGAGCUGGACUCAGACAACACAUCAUCCCGACCGUCGACUUUCUCAGCCCGGUCCUCUGGCGCCUCGGCUUCUGGUGCCACAUGUGCCCUUGUGUCGUCGUCUGUGUCGUGCUCCUCACCCUCCUGA
Molecule: messenger RNA, 615 nt
Organism: Knipowitschia caucasica
Lineage: Eukaryota; Metazoa; Chordata; Actinopteri; Gobiiformes; Gobiidae
Source: the annotation of a GenBank genome assembly